AUGGCUGCGGUGGACCCGGCUGAACGCCCCAACGGUCAAAAAGCUGGAAAAGGAUCUUUAAAAACUGCCAGCUGCGCGGCGCGGUUGCUGCUGCACGUCGGGGGAGGCCCUUGUCCCCCUGACGCGUCUCCAUACUCGCCUCCUCCGCUCUGCAGAACCCCGACUUCUUGUUCCAAAACACUCCUACCUUAUCAACCACGACUUACUUCUUGUCCGACCCAAAUCAUGUUUGAAGCGAAGCUUAACCAGGCCGGCGUACUCAAGAGUGUCCUCGAUGCAAUCCGCGAGCUGGUUAGCGACGUCAAUUUUAACUGCGAUGAGGAUGGCAUGAAACUCCAAGCCAUGGAUAACUCCCACGUGGCUUUGGUUGCUCUUCAAUUACGCGCGAGUGGGUUCGGCCAAUAUCGGUGUGAUCGACAAAUGACUCUGGGGAUCAACGUACCUUCUUUCCAGAAAAUAACUAAAUGUGCCGCCCCUCAAGAUAUCCUUACCUUGCGAGCAUUCGAUGAUGGCGAUGUACUCAGUAUAGUAGCUGAAACGUUGAAUACCGAUCGGGUUGCCGAGUAUGAAAUGAAGAUGAUGGACAUCGAUAUCGAACAUCUCGGAAUCCCCGAGACUAGAUACGAUGCUGAGGUUACAUUGCCUUCGAGCGAAUUUAACCGGAUAAUACGCGACCUCAAGGAAAUGGGAGAAUCUAUUCGUAUAGAAGCGACAAAAGAAGGUGUUACUUUUUCGGCAAACGGUGAUAUCGGCAAGGGAUCCGUGACGCUCAAACACAAUGCGGAUGCCAAGAAAGCUCUAAAGGUUGAUCAAGACAAGGAUGUCAUUGAUGUUGAUAGUGACGAGGAAAAAGGCGAAGAUCAAAAUGCUGAUGGCGGUAGUGAUGCGGAUGCAGAAGACAAGCCCAAGGCCAAGAAAGCACUCUUCAAAAAAGAUCCUGAUGAAGACCACAGCCAGGAUGCAACUCAAGACACGAACGACGACAUGGAAGAUAUUCAAGAUCUCAAACCGAAAGCCAACGGUGCCAAGUCAGAGAAGAAGCCCAAGAAGGAGAAGAAUAAAAUACCGGAUGACGAAGACGAGGAAGACGAAGAUUACGAGAAGCAGGAAGAUGACGAGGACGGCGAGCAAGGCGAUGAAGAAGAGGAGGAGGAGGACGAAGAUCAACUUCCUAAAUCCAAGAAACGCAAAUUGUCGAAAAAGAGCAGCGAAACAUCUAAAAAGAAUGGAAAAUCUAAGGGCAAAGAUCGCAAGUCUGCUAAAGAGAAAAAGCAGGAAGAGGAGGAGGAAGACUUAUCCGUGUCGAUCUCUCUCCAGCAGAGUGUCUCUUUAACCUUCAGCAUCAAAUAUUUAAGUAACUUCACUAAAGCCACUCCACUAGCCAAGCGCUUAACGCUACACAUGUCGAACGAAGUUCCCCUCCUGGUAGCUUAUGAGUUUGACACCGGCUACGUUCGAUAUUACCUUGCACCCAAGAUCGAAGACGACUAA
Messenger RNA from Puccinia triticina, 1491 nucleotides. RefSeq lists its product as uncharacterized. The record is from RefSeq and is a predicted model, not a curated record. Bases 1 to 1491 code for a protein of 496 amino acids. Gene Ontology annotation, biological process: translesion synthesis; regulation of DNA replication; mismatch repair. Lineage: Eukaryota; Fungi; Basidiomycota; Pucciniomycetes; Pucciniales; Pucciniaceae. Gene Ontology annotation, molecular function: DNA binding; DNA polymerase processivity factor activity. Gene Ontology annotation, cellular component: PCNA complex. The transcript is spliced from 10 exons.